Messenger RNA from Prinia subflava (tawny-flanked prinia), 2235 nucleotides. It is a transcript of the gene RASSF6, whose product is annotated as Ras association domain family member 6. Gene Ontology annotation, biological process: signal transduction. The transcript is spliced from 12 exons. Lineage: Eukaryota; Metazoa; Chordata; Aves; Passeriformes; Cisticolidae. The coding region runs from base 246 to 1271 and encodes 341 amino acids. The record is from RefSeq and is a predicted model, not a curated record.
CCAGUUAAGCAAAAUAGUAAUUAACAGCUCCGUGGGUCCCAUGCAGCAGCAGAGGUAGCUGUCCGCCAGGCCCACGUUGCCAUGCCUUUUUCAGGGCUCAGGGAGAGGUAUGUGAAACUCCUCCUGUGCUCCUCCUGCUCGGAUCGCACGCCCAGAAGAUAUUUAUCUAUGAUUGUGGAAAAUUGCUCACAUCUAAAAAAGCCACUCAAUAGUGAAGUACACAGAGAUUCAUCUCUUCUGAGUAAAUGAAGAAAGUGACUAUGAAGGCACAGCAUCUGCCUUCUGUUUUCAUCAAUGAAGAGAAGUUUGUAACCAGAGAGCAGCUCAGUUCUCUUCUGAAGAAUUAUAACUCUUACUAUUCAGAUCAAGAGAAUCUGCAGCUGAGAUAUAAUCAGCAAGAAGGAAGCACACCAUUCAUUGAAGGAAUCCUCUCAAUAUUCUGGGGAGUGCAACAUCCUAUCCGAUUAAAAAUUCAGGAUGAGAAGCAGAUACCCUCUUUUGUAACCCUGAAGUCAACGGAGAAUGCAGGUUUUUUCCCUAGUAAAAGGGGAAUGACUCGCUGGGGAGAAUUUGAUGACCUCCAUCACAUUAGUGGGGAUACACUGAAGUCUACUGAGGAACAGCCAGACCUUGAGCAAAGUUAUCCAUGUUACGAAAGUCACACGCUGAAGUCCAGGAGGGAGCAGGAGCUCGACUGUGCCACCCUGCCCCGGACCAGCAGUGAUGCCACGGCCGUGCGCAAGAGGACCAAACUCCCUACAAUAACCAGGACAGAAGUAGAAACUCACAGGUUCUCAAUCAACGGCCACUUCUACGACCACGAGACGUCAGUUUUCACUCCGGCUUUUGGGUCAGAAACGAAAAUAAGAAUCAACAGCCAGAUGAGAACCAGACAAGUGAUAGAACAGUUGCUUCGUAAGUUUAAGAUAGAAAACAGCCCCCAUGAAUUUGCACUUUAUGUUAUCCAUGCGUCUGGAGAAAAGAAGCAGUUGAGGAGUGGAGAUGUUCCCUUGCUUCACAGGCUGCUGCAGGGGCCCUCUGAGAAGAUUGCCAAGUUCUUUCUCAUGGACAGGGAUGUGGAAGAGAUUAGCAGUGAUGUGGCUCAGUACAUUUCAUUUCAUCUUCCCUUUUUGAAAUCGAUUCUGCACAGAAUAAAUGAAGAAGAGGAGCAGGAGAUUCAACAGACAAUUGCAAGGUACGUAAGAGAGAAGAGCCUGAUACAGCAACACCUUCACAGUCGAAGUGUUAAAAAAACAGAGACUACAGUAUGAUGGGAUGGCCCCUUAGGAACACCCAGGAAUGGCCCCUCCUGAACGCCUGGGCUGCUGAAGGGCAGCCCUUGCUGGACUAGGACUGAGGAGUGCAUCAGCCUUGGAGAGCACAAAGUGCUCUUCACCGUUAAACAACUGUGAUUGCCCCCACUCCUGCAGCACUGGGAUGCAGGCUGGAACCACCUAAGGAGCUGCACUACAUCGCCCAAACAACAGAUGCUGAAUCUGACUUGGAACUUAGCCAAAUAUCCCCUGAAAAGCCCAAGGCUUUAAAUCCUGCUGAUGUAUGACCUGGUCCAAGAGGCUGGCAUAGAAAAAUACUGCAAUAACCAAUGUGCUGAUAGAAAAUAUGCAGAUUAGGAAUAUGGUUGUCCCUCUCUUUGAGAAAUAUUAGCAUUAAUACAUUAGCAGAAAGCUUUUCAGUAGAGCCAAGUGGCAGAAGAUAUUUGUGUAUUUAAAAUUGCAGGUAGAAUUUUCAUGUAAGUUAUAAAAUAUCCAUGCAAGACACCUGAAAUCCAGUGACUUCAGGCUGGUGGAUGCUGAAACUGCUUAAGCUUUGAUCUACUGUUAGAAAAACAUAACUGGGAACCCUCCCACUUAGGAACUGCACAGCUCUUAGCAAUGACAGGGAAUUUGUCACUGAAAUACCUCGUGGACUACAAAGUAAGAACUGACUAAACACUCUAGGGUCCUGAAAAGCAUCUUGGUGGUUUUUGUAGUUGGAAUAAAUGAUUGUGUUCCUUCCUGUAUUUCUGUUUGAAAGGGAAUUGAGAAGUGCUCAGUGAGAGGCUGCAAGUUACAGCUGCAGAGGGUUGGGCUCAAGGCCUCCCAGGGAUGCAGUUUGGGUCCAACCCAGCCCCACACAGGGCACAGCAGCCAACUGUCGGAUCCUUUCUGGCUGAGUUGUGUUGAAUGUUAGAGCUCAGAUUAUAAAGACGUGAAUAAAAUAAAUCUGUGCACAGUU